Messenger RNA from Ostrinia nubilalis (European corn borer), 3863 nucleotides. RefSeq lists its product as uncharacterized. The coding region runs from base 106 to 3429 and encodes 1107 amino acids. The transcript is spliced from 25 exons. Gene Ontology annotation, biological process: positive regulation of gene expression; regulation of transcription by RNA polymerase II. The record is from RefSeq and is a predicted model, not a curated record. NCBI's taxonomy places the organism in Eukaryota, Metazoa, Arthropoda, Insecta, Lepidoptera, Crambidae. Gene Ontology annotation, molecular function: transcription coregulator activity. Gene Ontology annotation, cellular component: mediator complex; nucleus; core mediator complex.
UAUUCGGCUAAAAUGCCCUGGCACGGGCAUACGUAGUCGUCGGUCCGCCAUUACGACGCAGCCGAGACACGUUCGUCGUAUUUAGUUAAAUAUUUUGGUUUAUAAAUGAGUAAUAACGCUCAUGAUCUAAGUAAUCGACUUCUGAAUGCGUUGGAUAACAAUUACAAUGUUGUCGACAUGCAGGCCGUCAAUGAAAUCAUUUCCAUUUUGGAGAAAUUCAAUAUCACAAAAGAGUUGCUGGAGACCACCAGACUCGGCAAGCAUGUGAACGAGCUGAGACGGAAGACCACAGACCCGACGCUCGCGCGCCGCGCCAAGGUGUUGGUGAAGCGCUGGCGAGACCUCGUCAUCCCGACGGUCGCUUCGCCGGGACACACUGGUUCGAACCGGUCGUCGGCGGAGCGACAGAUGCGCCGCCUCGGGGGCACACCGCUCACCUCGCCUGCGCUGUCCAGGGUGGUGAGCCCGGCAGUCAAUAGUCCCCGACCGCCGUCGCGUCCGGCAUGGGGCGGCUACGAGUCGGACUCGCAGGACGUCAUCCUGGUGGACGACGACCCCCCGCCCGCGCCUCUUCUGGCCCCGCCCACUUCACUCGCCCCGCCCACUACGCCGCACAAGCCGUUAACGCCACCUGUAAAAAGGCCGACUUCUCCCGUGGGAUUGCACGACGAGAAGAAAGCGAAACGGGACAAAAAACCUAAGAGAAGAAGGGGCCACAGCCGAGCGGGCUCCGGCACAGAAGCGUCGGGGGCCCCGCCAGCCCCCGCGCCGCCCAGCCCCGCCCCCGCCGCGUCUGCCCCGGGGGGGCCCUGGGGGGCGCGCAACGGGGCAUCCGAGCGCCGCCGCAACGGGUACAGACGAGACAAGCUGGACCCGUACGCGGCGCUCGUCAACAAGCUGCCGCCGGCUGGGGCUAAGAAGGUGAAAACAACUAAGGAGUUGUUAGAAGAGAUCCAGUCGCGCGGCGCCUCCGCGCCCGCGCCCGCCGCGCCGCCCGAGUCUGCUGACAACGACGUCAUGCUCGUGGAGCCGGCGCCGGCCGCGCCCGCGCCCGCCGCGCCGCCCGAGUCCGCUGACAACGACGUCAUGCUCGUGGAGCCGGCGCCCUGCCCCAUCAAGGUGGACUCCCCUCUCCGCAACGGGGGCUCCCCCUCCCCGCCCGGCUCCCCCUUCGUCCCGCUCGAAGACGAGCGAGAAUACAGCGAGUGCACGUGCGGCGAGGAGCCGUCGCCGCGCUGUCCCGCCGCCGCCGCCGCGCGAGUGAGGCCGCACCACGUGACGGCGCUACACCACGCCUACCUGCCUGGGGUCAAUGGCACCAGCGAGUGCACGUGCGGCGAGGAGCCGUCGCCGCGCUGUCCCGCCGCCGCCGCCGCGCGAGUGAGGCCGCACCACGUGACGGCGCUACACCACGCCUACCUGCCUGGGGUCAAUGGCACCAGCGAGUGCACGUGCGGCGAGGAGCCGUCGCCGCGCUGUCCCGCCGCCGCCGCCGCGCGAGUGAGGCCGCACCACGUGACGGCGCUACACCACGCCUACCUGCCUGGGGUCAAUGGCACCAGCGAGUGCACGUGCGGCGAGGAGCCGUCGCCGCGCUGUCCCGCCGCCGCCGCCGCGCGAGUGAGGCCGCACCACGUGACGGCGCUACACCACGCCUACCUGCCUGGGGUCAAUGGCACCAGCGAGUGCACGUGCGGCGAGGAGCCGUCGCCGCGCUGUCCCGCCGCCGCCGCCGCGCGAGUGAGGCCGCACCACGUGACGGCGCUACACCACGCCUACCUGCCUGGGGUCAAUGGCACCAGCGAGUGCACGUGCGGCGAGGAGCCGUCGCCGCGCUGUCCCGCCGCCGCCGCCGCGCGAGUGAGGCCGCACCACGUGACGGCGCUACACCACGCCUACCUGCCUGGGGUCAAUGGCACCAGCGAGUGCACGUGCGGCGAGGAGCCGUCGCCGCGCUGUCCCGCCGCCGCCGCCGCGCGAGUGAGGCCGCACCACGUGACGGCGCUACACCACGCCUACCUGCCUGGGGUCAACGGCACCAGCGAGUGCACGUGCGGCGAGGAGCCGUCGCCGCGCUGUCCCGCCGCCGCCGCCGCGCGAGUGAGGCCGCACCACGUGACGGCGCUACACCACGCCUACCUGCCUGGGGUCAAUGGCACCAGCGAGUGCACGUGCGGCGAGGAGCCGUCGCCGCGCUGUCCCGCCGCCGCCGCCGCGCGAGUGAGGCCGCACCACGUGACGGCGCUACACCACGCCUACCUGCCUGGGGUCAAUGGCACCAGGGUACAAGUACAGCGAGUGCACGUGCGGCGAAGAGGCGUCGCCGCGCGAGUGAGGCCGCACCACGUGACGGCCCUACACCACGCCUACCUGCCUGGGGUCAAUGGCACCAGCGAGUGCACGUGCGGCGAGGAGCCGUCGCCGCGCUGUCCCGCCGCCGCCGCCGCGCGAGUGAGGCCGCACCACGUGACGGCGCUACACCACGCCUACCUGCCUGGGGUCAAUGAAUACAGCGAGUGCACGUGCGGCGAGGAGCCGUCGCCGCGCUGUCCCGCCGCCGCCGCCGCGCGAGUGAGGCCGCACCACGUGACGGCGCUACACCACGCCUACCUGCCUGGGGUCAAUGGCACCAGGGCUCCGCUGUACCCGCACAAGUUUGCGGUGCGCGCGGCGGCGCGGGCGGACGAUCCGUCGCUUUUCGCGUCUGUCGUGCCGCUGUACAACUACUCCGACUACGCCGACGACUACUGCGCUAAGAACAUGUACAAGGUGCCGAUCUGCGAGAGCAUACCAAUGUGUACGUUUGCGCCGCCGCCGCUGUCGCCGCCGCCGCCGCCGUCGCCGCCGCCGCCGCGGCCCUACCCGCUCGACCCCGACCCCGAUGCCCCGGGGAAAGGGGAGGGGGAGGAGAUGGACGUCGACUGCAGUCCGGAGAAGUGCCUUCUUGAGGAGACCUCGCCAAUAAAGUACGAGUCGAUCAAGAUCGAGCCGGAAGCGGUGGGCGCUCCGCCCUUAGAGCCGAGCGAGCGGCUGAAGGCCCCUCUGCUGGCCCCCGACGAGGCCCCCGUGGCCCCCGACCCCCCGGCCUGCCCCCCGCCAGCCAACCAGCCCCCCGCACACAGAACCGUCGAGAAGACGAAAGAAGAGCCCGAGUUAGACGGUCGCGCGUUGUACGACCAGUGUCGCCGCGCGAUCGAUUCAAUACCCUACGAUUACGCGCAGUUAAGACCAGCUCCGGAAAUAACGCUGCCUGUAGGAGUGGAUAAUGAAGAGGAGGCGCAGGCGAUGGUGGAUAAUGAAUUGGAAGCGGAGAGGGAGGAUGAAAGGGACGAAUUGGGGAGGCCGGUGCGCCCGCGACGCUUCGCCGAGUGGCACGAGUGUGCUCGACUGGGGGGCCUGGUGGCCCUGCCUUAUGUCGUCAUCGACUGACGGCCCGGCCCCGCCCUACGUCGUCGUCGACUGAGGCCGGCCCCGCCCCGCCCAUGUGAUUUGCUCAAUGUGAUGUGAUUAAGUUAGCCGUAAGCCCCGAAGUGAUUAUUGUGAUUGUUCGUUUGCAGUUCUUGGUUUUUGUUUUGUGACGUUACUGGAAUUCGAUGAGCUUGAAAUACAAGGUUAUAGUUAGAAUGUAUGAAUAUACGCGUAAAGAGUUAAAGUAUUAUAUUCUCAUCCGUAGUCCGAUUGAAUUGAAUGAUUCAGAAUGGAAUUUAUAUUCGGUGGGAGAGAACUUUUCAAAUCCAUAAAUAACUAUGAAGAAGAAUGAUUAAAACAAUAAAAGUGUAUGUUACACCUUAAAUCUUUUUGUUUUUACUCUAAAACAGAUAAUACACAUUAUUAUAACAUAUUGCCUCAAAAGUAUGCAUAAU